Mercenaria mercenaria is the source of this 4445-nucleotide messenger RNA. RefSeq lists its product as uncharacterized. Gene Ontology annotation, molecular function: protein binding. NCBI's taxonomy places the organism in Eukaryota, Metazoa, Mollusca, Bivalvia, Venerida, Veneridae. The transcript is spliced from 7 exons. The coding region runs from base 415 to 4086 and encodes 1223 amino acids. The record is from RefSeq and is a predicted model, not a curated record.
UUAUUAUUAUCUAGAGGUGAUCUGGAGAUGGUCAAUGUCAAAUGGAAAUACAAGUUUUAUGAAGACACAAGAAGGUUAUGAGAAAUGAAGAUCGGAAUAAAUCAGCAGUUAAAAAAGUCGAAAGCGGCAGGAGAGUGUUGUUGUGGAUUUUUUUAAUCUCUGACAGCAAAACUUAAAGAUACAACACUUGGCGGCGUCUUUGAUGCUUGCAUCAAUGAAUUUCCUUGUACUGGCUUGAGUGUUCUUUAAUAUACCGUGACUGGAGUGGAGCCAACCUCCGCGCAGGAAUAUUGUCAAACAAUCACUGUACCGAUAAGGGGAAGUAACACUGUGUUGGAGUUUGGAGAGGAGCAAGAGUAAUAGAAUUUCAGAUAAAAGCCAUGCGAAGGCUUUAGGUGUAAACUGUACCAGAAAAUGGCGACAACAGGAACUGUAAAACCAACAGAAGAAAAAACACAUUGCUUCAGACUUCUUACUUUAGUGGUAGACGGUGGCACACACGUUUUACGACACCAAUUUCAUCAGGCCAUUCCACCUGAAGAUUUAUACAACACACUAUGUGAUCCUCAAGUUCGUAGAAAGUUGAAUGAUUUGAACAGGAAGAAUCAAAUUACACGCGAUCAGUUUAAUCUUCUAUACCCGCAAAUUGGCCAGCCCAUUUCAGCAAAAUUUGAUAUUAGCCUGUUAUUCUGCCUAUUGCGCUACAUAUGUGGUUUGAACGAACAGUCUCAAUCAUGGCAAGGCAUUCCACCCUCAUCUGAUACGUCAUUAGAAUCCGACAUUCAAAGAAUGAGAUUGAUCAGAAAUGAGAUGUGUCACAUGACAUCACUUUCGUUAACAGAACAGAAUUUUUCAAGGAAGUGGAACGAAACAGAGCAGGUGAUUCUCCGGCUAGGGCAUGGAAUUCCUACGCUAAAACAAGAUAUUCAGAAGUUAAAGGAUUGCAGCAUUGAUCCAGAGAAAGAAAAGUACUAUCAGGAAAAGCUUAAAGGGUGGGAAGAGACUGACACCAUGAAAAGCAAAUUAGCUGAUAUUGAGAGCAAUGUUAAAGACUUUGGAAAGAAACUCGAACAAUUAGAAAUUACGAAUGUUAGCAGUCAGGAACUAGAAUCACGACAAAGUAAGCUAGAACAAGUUGUUCUUGGUGACAGGGCGAAAAUUGAUGAAAAACAUAAACGUGUUUCUGAACGUCUGAGUGAAACUGAAUUGAAAGCUAAGCAGAUAGAAGAAACAGUCGCUCAGCUGUCAGGGAAAGCUGGAGAUGGUCUUCUUAAAAUAUCACCAGAAUUGGAAAGCCUCUGUUCUACGACAAGACUGUAUUUGGAAGAUGCUGAUCGUGAUGAAAUUUACGUCGAAACAUCUGUCCAUCUUAGGGCGAAAGAAACGUUGGAAACUACAAAUUGUCUGAUACUCACUGGACUACCUGGAGAAGGUAAAACUACCAUGGCUACAAAACUGAUCAGUGAGGUCACAGAUGUGGAUUCUGUCUUGAAGCUUAGAGAGCCUUCAGAUUGGAAACUUGUAGAUUUAAGUUCGAAUCGUUUCAAUACAAUAUUCAUUGAUGAUAUAUUUGGAGCAGGUUCAUUUGAUGAAAAGUUACAUAGAGGUUGGUCAACAUACUUGCCGGAAAUAGAGAAAGCUGUUAAAAAGAACCAACUUAAAGUAAUUAUAACAACCCGACAUUAUAUUUUCGAGGAAGCAAGAGAGAAAAUGCGCCGAAUGCACCUGUUCAAAGAUAAAAACGUGAUAAGUCUUGAUUCAGCUAAGUUGACAGUGCCAGAGAGAACUCAAAUGCUAGAAAACCAUCUAAAACAUGCAGAUAAGGAAUUUGCGUCUGCUUUUAUCGAAGAGUGCAAUACGACAUAUGAAUAUUCGUUCUCAAAUAACAGUUAUAAUUAUUUGCCGAGAAACCUACCAGACACAAGUACAUAUAUAUGGGGCGGAAAACGGAUAGGUUUUCCUGAAAUUGUUGACAUUUUCGUUAACUCAGAACAACUCUAUAAACAAGGGGCAUCUUUCUUUGAAAAGCCAGUAGCGUUCUUCAGAACAUGCAUGGAAGAUCUUUUCCUCGAUGAAGAGAAAUACCUUGCAUUAAUUUUGCUUUGGUCAAGACCUCUCAAAGAAUUAAAGGUUGAAGAACUUUGUCCAUCCCCGAUUCAGUCUGAUAUUGAAACAACUAUACAAAAAUUCAAUUUCGAGUUAAAAGGACCUCUGCUCAAAGUUCUACGCAAAUCAUUACAACACCAUAAAGGUGGAUAUCUGAGAUUUAACCCCAGAACCGGUACAUACUCAUUCUGUCACAACAUUGUGAAAGAUAUGGUUGGGCUUGUUGCGGGCCAAGAAUAUCCCGAAGCAGUUCUAGAGUUAGCGGAUAAAGAAUUUAUCAUGCAAUAUGUAACAACAGAUAAAGGAAAGGAUGACGGUUUUCAUCUGUAUAUAGAAGAAUACAUGUUCGAACAAUUGCGACAAGUUAUAUGCCGCACCCUACUCUUCAACCCCUCUCAAAGAAGAUCAACGGAUUAUCUAUUUGGACUGCACAACCAAUUUCAUCUGAAAACGAUAGGUCUUGAAUUCGAAGACAUACAUUUAAAUGCAUCAAGUCUUGCCCAUGAUUGUUUCUGCAACAGAUCGUUCAUCGCUUCGUUUUACAAGAGCAAAGUGGGACAGGAUCUUUUGUCAAAACCAGUUGCUACACUAUCUCGCGAGUUUAGUAAGCGAUACGGGCUUCGUUUACCAGUCAAGAAAUGUAUGGUUUAUCUCCCUACACUUGCGCUCUUAUUUCGAAAUAUUGAACUAUUGGAAGAAUUUCUGAAGUACAAUUUCGAUCCGAAGUCUGGCAUGUCUGCUCAGUUUUUGGAGAUGUCUCUACUGAUUGCCGUUCAUGCUGGGAUAAAAUCUCAAACUUUAAUGAUGUUAGAAUAUGGGGCAAUUUCGAAUGAAAAUGUCAUAUUGGUAGCUGCAUCACAGUCAAAUGUCGAAAUACUAGAUAUCCUCUUAGUAAACCGGCCAGUAGACUACGACACACAGUCUUACAUUAUCAACAGCAACAGCCCUUUAAUUGCAGCAGCAAAACACGGGAUUAUUCCAUCAGUCGAAUGCCUUAUCAAGCAUAAAGUAAACGUGAAUUAUCGUAACAGAAACAAUAUGUCAGCUUUGGAUAAAGCUGUAAUAUACAGACAAUAUGAAGUAUGUCGAAUUUUACUGGAAAACGGGGCAGAAGUAAAUAGUAGCGGAGUCAAAUAUAAAAGAACUCCUCUCCAUAUGGCUGCAGAUGUAAAUGGUUCGGACAGACAUGCACUAGUAGAGAUAGCCAAGCUGUUAAUUAGAUAUGGUGCUUCGUUGCAUAUGAAGGAUUACCGGGGUCAUUGGCCAAUUCAUUGUGCCGCUAUACGCUGCAACAACGACGUCUUGAAGACGCUGCUAGAAGAAGACGUUUCUCAAGCUUCUGUUAGAGUCACAUCAUAUGGUAAGCACUCUUUUAUAAAGGGUAUGGACCUCUUUCAUAUCGCAGUAUGGAAAAAUAACCCGGACUUGAUUGACAUACUUCUGCAGUACAACGCUGAUCCAAAUAUGCCAGAUUUCUACGGGAGAACUCCUUUUUAUUGCGCUGUUUACAAUGGAAAUUUGGAAAUAAGUAAGAAACUGCUGAAUGUGGCUGAUAUUCGACAAGCGGAAAAGACAGGCUUUACUCCUUUGCAUGCUGCUGUACGCAAUGGCAACUCAAAGUUGGCCAAAAUGAUUUGUCCGGCUGCAGAUAUCAACGCAAAAGACAAGUAUGGCAAAACACCAUUACAUAUCGCUUGUGAAACAAAGAAUGUAAAGCUAUUCAGAAUACUUGUUACAGAUUACAAAGCAGAUGUUCGGAUGCUGACAAACGAGGGCGAGACAAUAUUUAGAAUUUUGAAGAACCCGUCAACACAAACACAAAAAAGGAAAAUGAUGAAGAACAACGUGAAAGGAUCUUUAUCCGCAGCGAUGUUUGAAAAAUGCAUUCAGAUAGUUGAAAGCGUUGAUGUUGAAUUUGCACAUAACUGGGAAGUCUUAUCAUCAAGUUCGUUACCGUACAAGACUGACAGUUCCGGAUGAAAAGUAUGCGUUUCUAUUUGAAACUUUCCAGAUGAAAAUUGACAUUUCUCAACAAACGUGGUAUUGUGGUUAGGUCUCAUUGAAGUAUGUCACAUAUAGCGCAAUACAAUGUAUUUUUCGAACAUUUUACAUUUGAAAGUCGUCCAAAAUAUCAAAUAAUAAAAAUAAAAUCAAAAUGUUAGAACAAAAUCAAUUACAGAAAAGCUAAAAAACUUGUGCACGAAUGUUUAGUCUAACAUCCUAUUCAGAAUGGAAAACACCAUUUGAAACAGGUGACAUUACUUUUUUCAGACAAAAUUUCUGUUGAAUCAUGUGUUUAUAAAUAAGCUAUAAUUGUAAAAUAAAUAUAAGUUAAUGUG